CAGAAAUGCCGUGAUGCUCAGAUCUCGUCGAACCCCAGGGUAGGAGCCGCAAGCUUCUGGAUAUGACAUCGCGGAGGCUCCGCUGGAUCUUCCUCCUUCUGCUCUCCCUCACCCUGUUGCUAUGGUACAGUCGUCUCUCCAUGUCCGGGGUUACCAUGGUGAACACUGGUGUCCGUGGUUAUGUGAGGGUGUCCCCUGGACAAGUGGGGCAGAUUCUACAUCUGCAUUGUACUCGCUGUGCCGUGGUGUCCAGUUCGGGACAGAUGCUGGGUUCUGGGCGUGGUAGUGAGAUUGACAGACAGGAGUGUGUGAUUCGGAUGAAUGUCGCGCCCACUCGUGGGUUUGAGGCGGAUGUUGGGAACAGGUCAACUGUACGUGUGGUCUCACACACCAGUGUUCCUCAUCUGCUCAAGAAGGAGGAAUACUUCUUCGGGCAUGAUGCAGACACCUUGUAUGUGGUGUGGGGUCCUGAGAGAAAUAUGAGGCAGGAUGGGAAGGGGCGUGUUUUUAAUGCUUUGGUCAAACUGGCCAUGAAGUACCCACGUGUGAGAAUCUACGUGGUUACACAUGAGAAAAUCCAGUACUGUGACAGCGUGUUUCAAAACGAGACCGGCAAGAACAGAAUGAAAUCAGGGGCAUUUCUCAGUACUGGAUUCUUCACCAUGAUUCUGGCCCUGGAUGUGUGUGACAGUAUUCUGGUUUAUGGGAUGAUUGAUGGCUCCUACUGCAGUAACUCCAAUCGCACCUCUGUGCCGUACCACUAUUACGAGUCAUCUCGUCUGGAUGAGUGUAUGAUGUAUGGCGUUCACGAGCGGGCAAAGCGUGGAGGCCACCGUUUCAUCACAGAGAAAUCUAUCUACAGACGCUGGGCCUCGCAGGGGAGACUCCAAUUCGCAUACCCUAACUGGUCACCAUAG
This is a messenger RNA of Chanos chanos (milkfish), 917 nucleotides long. It is a transcript of the gene st6galnac4, whose product is annotated as ST6 (alpha-N-acetyl-neuraminyl-2,3-beta-galactosyl-1,3)-N-acetylgalactosaminide alpha-2,6-sialyltransferase 4. The transcript is spliced from 5 exons. Gene Ontology annotation, molecular function: alpha-N-acetylgalactosaminide alpha-2,6-sialyltransferase activity. The coding region runs from base 63 to 917 and encodes 284 amino acids. Lineage: Eukaryota; Metazoa; Chordata; Actinopteri; Gonorynchiformes; Chanidae. Gene Ontology annotation, biological process: ganglioside biosynthetic process; oligosaccharide metabolic process. The record is from RefSeq and is a predicted model, not a curated record.